Messenger RNA from Salvia miltiorrhiza (redroot sage), 1080 nucleotides. RefSeq names its product nucleoside diphosphate kinase 3-like. Gene Ontology annotation, molecular function: nucleoside diphosphate kinase activity. The transcript is spliced from 6 exons. Bases 168 to 872 code for a protein of 234 amino acids. The record is from RefSeq and is a predicted model, not a curated record. Lineage: Eukaryota; Viridiplantae; Streptophyta; Magnoliopsida; Lamiales; Lamiaceae. Gene Ontology annotation, biological process: GTP biosynthetic process; CTP biosynthetic process; UTP biosynthetic process.
CUUUAAUCUGAAGCAAAUCAGUCAACAGUCCUAGUUGUAGAUGCCCUUUUUUUGCGACUUCUGUUAAACUAAACACGUCCUUGUAAGGAAGGAUACGUCUCUUCAUAAAAACUCUCACUUCCCAUUACUGUUUCUGCUUCAAAAUUUGAUCGUCUUAUUCUCCAAAAAUGAGGUCUCAGAUUUCCAGAUCUGCGAGGUCGCUCCUAUCUUCUGCUUCCAAGCGCACAGCUCGAUCAUUUUCAGGUGGAGAAGCAGCAGCUGCCGCUGGUGCAGUUACAUGCAGAGGAAGAGUGUCAUCUUUAGCUUCAUACAGUUUAUCGAAGUCGAGAAAUGCAUGUGGGGGUUGGAUACCUGGACUCCUUGCCCUUCCUGCUGCAGCUUUCAUGCUUCAAGAGCAGGAAGCACAUGCUGCACAGAUGGAGAGAACGUUUAUCGCCAUAAAACCGGAUGGGGUUCAGCGAGGACUGAUUUCUGAGAUUGUGUCGCGGUUCGAACGAAAAGGCUUCAAACUCGUAGGAAUCAAGAUUAUAGUUCCUCCAAAGGACUUUGCUCAGAAGCAUUAUCAUGAUCUCAAGGAUAGGCCUUUCUUCAAUGGGCUGUGCAACUUCUUGAGCUCUGGACCAGUUGUAGCCAUGGUUUGGGAAGGUGAAGGGGUGAUCAGAUAUGGGCGCAAACUCAUAGGAGCCACUGAUCCUCAGAAAUCAGAACCCGGCUCAAUCAGAGCAGAUUUGGCUGUUGUGGUGGGAAGAAACAUCAUCCAUGGCAGCGAUGGCCCCGAAACCGCCAAGGAUGAGAUCAAACUGUGGUUCAAACCUGAGGAGCUGGUGUGCUACACAAGCAAUGCCGAGAAAUGGAUAUACGGCACCAACUGAUUUCACACUUUUUCAAAAUCUAAAUAAUUGUCUGCUUUAAAUAAACACUGGCGGAAGCUUACUCAUUAUUAGGUGAGAGAUAUAUACUUUAUCAAAUUAUGCAGCAAUAUAGUCUUCUAUUACCACUCUUUGUAUUUUGGCUUUCGCCAAUCUAAUGUUUGGAUCUAUUUAUCGAUCAAUGCAUGUCCUUUUCCACUGCUUCUUGAAA